Molecule: messenger RNA, 864 nt
Organism: Effrenium voratum
Lineage: Eukaryota; Dinophyceae; Suessiales; Symbiodiniaceae
Source: the annotation of a GenBank genome assembly
AUGGAAGCGGAGGCUGCAGGCCGCGAGGGAGAGUCUGCCGUGCACCUUGCGAGCUUGCUGGGCCAUGAAGAGGUGGUGAAGGCCUUGCUCCAGGCGGGCGCCUCGGCCAACCUGGCGGCCUUGGACGGCAAGACGGCGCUGAGCCACGCCUGCUACCGGGGGCACCUGCAAGUGGCCCGCAGCCUAUUGCAGCACCGCGCGCGCUGUGACGUGGUGGACCGGGGGCAGCGGUCGCCCCUGCACUGGGCGGCGGAAACGGGCCAGGAGGCGCUGCUGGACAUCUUGCUGCCAUGCUCCCUGGACGCGCAGGACCUCCAGGGCUGGACGCCUCUCAUGGCCACAGCGCAGCAGGGCCACGUGGCCACAGCCCGGCGGCUGCUGGAGGGGAAGGCCUCCUUGGAGCCGCAGGGCCUCGACGGCGAAACCGCCGUGAUGCUGGCGGCGCUGAACGGGCACAUUGAGAUGCUCCGCCUCCUGGUCAUCCACCGAGCGGAUCUGAACCAACCCGCUGGCGACGGCAUGACACCGCUGAAGCUGGCCGGGGAGGCAGGACACGCAGAGGCGGUUCAGCGGCUGCUCGCGAUGGGCGCAGAGGUGCCGCCGGAGGGCUUGGCACUCAAGGGGCAGGCGGACAGUUCCGAUGAGCUAGCGCUGACAGCCAGUCUGGCGCGGCAGCUGUCUGCGGAGCUGAAAUCCGCGGCGACCCUGGAGGCGGCCGACGCGCUGGCGAGGCGCUGGGGCUUCGACGAUGCGCAGCGCCUGCUGGGCGCGGUGAGCGCCGCCGAAGCCCACGAGUUGGAGGCACACUUGAGCCUGCUGAAGGAGUGGGUGGGGCACCGCGCCUGCGUGAAGCAAGGUCUCUGA